Messenger RNA from Grosmannia clavigera kw1407, 609 nucleotides. RefSeq names its product transcription initiation factor tfiid subunit. The transcript is spliced from 3 exons. The coding region runs from base 1 to 609 and encodes 202 amino acids. Gene Ontology annotation, biological process: transcription by RNA polymerase II; RNA polymerase II preinitiation complex assembly. Lineage: Eukaryota; Fungi; Ascomycota; Sordariomycetes; Ophiostomatales; Ophiostomataceae. Gene Ontology annotation, molecular function: protein heterodimerization activity. The record is from RefSeq and is a predicted model, not a curated record. Gene Ontology annotation, cellular component: transcription factor TFIID complex.
AUGGAGCCUCGUGCGCGGGCCGGCAAAAAUGUCGGCAAGAUGAACUUUGGCUACGGCGAGCUGCGCCAGCUCCUCUACGGCUGCGGCGACGUCCGCGAACCGCUGCCCGACACGAUGCGGCUGCUUGACGAGAUCGCCACCGACUUCAUACAGGGCCUGUCGUUUGAGGCAGCGCGCGUUGCUCACUAUGCGGGCCGGCAGAAGAUCAAAUACGAGGAUUUUGAGUUUGCGCUCCGGCGCAACCCGCUCUUCCUCGGCAAGGUGCGCGAGAUGUUUGAGAUGAGCAAGGAGGUCAAGGACGCGCGCAAGAUGCCGGGCAUCGGCGAGGGCAACCUGGGCAAGGCAGAUGUCAACGAGCUGGCCAAGCUGGGUGGUAUCGGGGAGGAUGCGACGCGAGAGGCAGGUGUUCGAGGCGCGACCGACGGCGACGGUGGCGGUGCGGACGGCCAGGGCAGCACGGUGGCCGUGCCACAGAAGCGCAAGUACAACAAGACGGGCGAGUCCAAGAAGAAGAAGAAGGCCAACGUGGCGCCAGCUUCGGCCGUGGGCGCAGACGAAGGAGACGACUUGGCCGAUCUGGACGACGACAUCGAUGCCGAGCUGAGAUGA